This is a messenger RNA of Aspergillus lentulus, 2589 nucleotides long. Lineage: Eukaryota; Fungi; Ascomycota; Eurotiomycetes; Eurotiales; Aspergillaceae. The record is from RefSeq and is a predicted model, not a curated record.
AUGUCGCAGUUGGCAUCCCCCGCAUGUACCCCGCUGGAUUCAGUCCUAGCAUGUGUACACUGCGCUAGGUCCAAAGUUAAGUGCGACAGAAAGGUACCAUGCUCGCGAUGCAAGUUGAAGAAGCUCACCUGCCAGACUCGGGUUCCACAGCGAGGCCGGGGACCGUCGUCUGCCAAUAAUGAUAAUCCCCAAGCGCCGCCAUCCACCGACACCAGCGAGAACUCCGAUCCCGUCGAGUGCGAUCCGGUUACAUCUACCACCACCGAUGGAGGUCCCAAGUCGACCUCACAAUUUUAUCCUACGGGAAAUGGCGUUUAUAUCGACUGGUCUCAUUCAAUCCUCCACGAUUGGGCCAGAAAUCGCCCCAGAAGCACAUCGGAGGCGGAGCAAGUGGAAGAUCCUUUGGCGCGACUCGUAGCGGCUACAUCUCGCGUAGAUGAAAGCUACCCUCCCAACCUCUCUCUCUUUUCACACCCCAUGCAGCCGGGGAUGUUCGGCGCAGCUGAUGAUUUCGAUUUUGUCGUUCCAACACAAGUGCUGUCAACAACAACCAAGCUGCCUGAUCUUACCGGGAUGCCUUCGUGGAAUCACGCACUUCCUGUCUCCCCGGGCGCGCUGGCAAGGUCGACAAACGACGACGGAGACUAUGCCAUGGAUGACUGCGUUCCGCCAGCGUCUUUGUUCCCGUCUCUAGACGGUAGUCUUCCCAACCAUGACCAGUUGCAUACGCUAGAAGGCUGGCCACUCUUUCAAUGCAAUCCAAUUAUGCCGUCGUCUGCGUGCGAACCCGCAGCCGCGAACCACAUCAGAAACCUAGGUUCUCUGCUCAGGGGUGGCAAUAUACCGAUCCAACAAUGCCCAGUAGCUGAUUCCCACACCGUCGUUGAAUCUCUCCUCACCAGCACUAGAGAGAAGCUCAUCGCUGCCUUGCAGUGGCUUUGUACUGAGGCCCAAGAGCUAUACGGGCUGCGAGGUCAAGACAACGGGGUUCGUGGCUUUGCUGAGCCAUCUAUUGUCGUGUUGCCUCCCCCACCCGUGCUAGACUCUCUUUUGAGGGCUUACCUCACCAGCUAUGAACCAUACUACCCCUUUAUACCUACGGUGUCCUUGAAUGAGCGCAUGGAAGGCGGAAACACUAUCUUGCCAAGCAUGCAAUUGUUUCUUAUGCUCGCCGGCGGUGGUAUGACGGCCGGAGCUGGUGAGACAUGCGUGCAAUUGGCGCAUGGGCUGCUUGAAAUAUGCCGCAUUUCAUUACGAAACCUCAUCGAACAAAACGCCAUUUCGGCGUUGGAUCACGAGGUCUCGCAGUGCGCGCUUCUAAACCUUCUCGUUUCCGCGUGGAGUGGCGACAAGUCGCAGAUGGAUACUGCACACUAUCAGAAAUCGAUGUUCUUAGAGAUGCAUUUGAAAGCAAUGCACCACAACCAUAGACAAGCCCAGGUCGCCCGCAUAGAAUCCUUUAAUAAUGUCCAACAGUCCUGGGAGACAUGGAAAGAACAGGAGAGGGCAAACAGAACUACGCAUGCAUGGCUGAUCCUGGAUCACGAGAUAUGUCUCUUCCAAGAUGCCCCAUCUAUCUCAUUUCUCUCCUCCGCCAGCCUCAACACACCGAUUCCAAGCCCAGAUGACGCAUGGCAGGCCCCUUCCGACAAGCAUUGGAUCGAACGAAUGCCAUCGUCUUUGGGUCGAGUCACAAUCCCUCCUUCUCUCAGCGAAUGGGUGGAAUGGUUCUCGGAAACGAACUAUUUUAGCACCAAGGCACACAUUUCCCCUGUCAGACUGCGACUCCUGCUCUGUCAUCUUCAGAACCAAGUGAUCCAACUGCGAUCCGCCAUGGACACAGCCGCGGGUAGAGGCAGUACUCACAGAGGAUCCCAGCACAUGUCGAUUGUUCUCCUUUCAGUGCAGGUACAAGGGGUUCAAGAACUUCUACACAAGUGGUACGAGCUUGCCAAAAUGCACCAGCCGAAUGAGACGGCCACGCCAGUAACUGCUUCCAACAUAAUGCUCUACCAUCUUAUCAUGCUCAAUAUGAUCGUGAGUUUCCCAGAAAUAGAACGUCUGGCACGCACCGGUCGCGACAAUGAAGGGGUUACCGGAUCGUCGAGAGCUUUCCCCACUAAACACGCCUACCACUUGGAGAAUCCACGACAGAUAUACUUUCAUUGCGGACAAGUGUUGCGCCAUGUCCGCUCCGUACCGGAACCUGCUCGUCCGCCCUGGUGGGCUGGUGCCGUGUAUCGAGUGGCACUGAUCACCUGGGCAAAUAGCAUGGCCUGUGCCGAUGGGGACGAAGCCCAAAACCGGAGAAAUAUAGACACUCAAGCCACGGUGGCCUUGGAUAUGCUUACGCCGGAUCAUGCGUCCAUCGUAAGCUAUCUAAAUCAUGAAGGCGGCAUUCCUGUAUUUGCGGACUUGAAUGGCGCGAUAGUACCCCUCGACAACUCUGUCGGUAUUCUACAGCACUUUGCCCGUUUCCUUGACACAGAUAACAAGACAAAGUUCACGCUCGGAGUUCAGCAAAAGUUAUUCACUAUGGCACAUCGGUGGGAGAGUGGAACUCCACAAACUUUGCCAUUCGCGAUUUGA